Messenger RNA from Mus pahari (shrew mouse), 2280 nucleotides. It is a transcript of the gene Adam29, whose product is annotated as ADAM metallopeptidase domain 29. Bases 1 to 2280 code for a protein of 759 amino acids. Gene Ontology annotation, biological process: proteolysis; male gonad development. NCBI's taxonomy places the organism in Eukaryota, Metazoa, Chordata, Mammalia, Rodentia, Muridae. The transcript has a single exon. The record is from RefSeq and is a predicted model, not a curated record. Gene Ontology annotation, cellular component: sperm head plasma membrane; plasma membrane; external side of plasma membrane. Gene Ontology annotation, molecular function: metalloendopeptidase activity.
AUGAGUAUGAUUGAAGCAUUAUUAUGCUUGAGAAUCUUGUUCCUGACACAACUGCUUUGGAUUUUCCUGUGUUUUCCUGGACUCACUCAGGCUGGGCAUCUGCACUACCACAGUUCCAUAGAAGUGGUGAUUCCCAUGAAGGUAACUGAGAAAACCAGAGGAAUGAACCUUCCAAACUGGAUCUCCUAUAGAUUUAAACUUGGAGGUCAGAGAUACAUCAUCCACAUGAAGAUCAAGAAUCUUUUUCUAACCAGGCACCUUCCAGUGUUCACCUACUCUGAACAGGACUCUCUGCUUGAAGAUUACCCUUUUGUACAGGAUGACUGCUACUACCAAGGUUAUGUGGAGGGUGACUCAGAAUCAUUAGUUUCCCUCAGUGCCUGUUUUGGAGGCUUUCAUGGACUAUUAGAAAUAAAUAACAUUGUUUAUGAAAUUAUGCCCAAGAAGUUUUCUACCAAAUUUGAACAUCUGGUCUAUAAAAUGGACAGUAAUAAAACAGAAUCAAGGAGUUCCAGCCUUAUGCACGAUAACAUAACAUGCCAAGUAGAGUUACAAAAAAGUGGCAAUCUCACUCUCAAGCAAAGUAGUUUUGAAGGCUGGUGGACCCAUACUAGAAUUGUUGAAUUCGUAGUAGUGGUGGAUAAGACUCUAUAUGACCACUAUGGAAAUUACACAAUAAUGCAGUCAGAUCUAUAUUCUGUGAUAAGUAUAGUGGAUACCAUUUAUGAGGUAAUUGGUAUUAAAAUAUUAUUGGUUGGUUUAGAGGUUUGGAAUAAGAAAAACCUUAUUGUGAUAGAUGAUGUAAGAAAAUCUUUAAGACUAUAUUGCCAGUGGAAAGCCUCAAACUUUCUUCAUCGAUUAAAACAUGAUGCCUCACAUCUUUUCAUAUAUAGGCACUUGAGAGGAUUAAGCGGCAUAGGUUCCACUGGGGGAAUUUGUGAUCCAAGAAGUAGUUGUGCAGUUGUUACUUUCAUAGACAGAACUUUGAGCCUUCGUGCCAUUGGAGUAGCUCAUCACUUAGGUCAUAAUUUGGGCAUGAAACAUGAUGAAGAUACAUGUAAGUGUAGUUACAGAAAAUGUAUAAUGCACAUGGACAGCCCACCGAUACCCAAAUUCAGCAAUUGUAGUUAUGAUUACUUUUGGUCUUACACUAUAAAGAACACAAGCUGUUUGAUGGAAAACAUGUACACGAAGGAUAUCUUUGACACAACACGCUGUGGAAAUGGUGUUGUUGAAGACAAAGAACAAUGUGACUGUGGAUCAUUAAGGAAUUGUACAAAUGACCUUUGCUGCAUGUCAAACUGCACUCUGAGUACUGGGUCUUCCUGUGCCUUUGGACUUUGCUGCAAAAACUGUCAGGUUUUACCAUCAGGGACUCUGUGUAGAAAAAGUGAUAACUUGUGUGACCUUCCAGAGUGGUGCAAUGGAACGUCCCAUAAAUGUCCAGAUGAUGUUUAUGUAGAAGAUGGAAUUCCCUGUGGGGUCUCAGCCUAUUGCUAUGAAAAGCAAUGUAAUGACCGCAAUGAGCAUUGUAAGCAGAUUUUUGGCCAGAAUGCAAAGACUGCAAGUGUACAUUGCUACAGAGAAAUAAACACUAAAGGUGAUCGUUUUGGCCAUUGUGGUCUUCAGGGAUCUACCUACAUAAAAUGUAAAAACAAUGAUUCUCUUUGUGGAAGAAUUCAAUGUGAUAAUGUGGUAGAAAUUCCCAAUAUGACAGAUCACAGUACUGUUCACUUUGCUGUUGUCAAAAAUGUAUCUUGCUGGGGCACUGAUUACCACACAGGGACAAGCCUAACGGAUAUAGGUCAUGUGAAAGAUGGAACAGAGUGUGAGCAAAAUCAUAUCUGUAUCCAUAGGCAUUGUGUACAUAUAUCUGCAUUAGACAGCAACUGUUCACCUGCGUUCUGUAAUUACAGGGGCAUCUGCAACAAUAAACAUCACUGCCACUGCAACUUCCGCUGGGAUCCUCCUAACUGUAGGAUUAGAGGACAUGGAGGUAGCGUGGACAGUGGCUCACCUCCUAAAGGAACGAAAAAGAAGCAUUUCUUCUAUCUGCUUCUAUUACAGCUCAUUAUUUUGGCUUGCUAUUUAAGUUGGAUUCUUUGGCUACUUUGUAAUACAAAAGGAAGUAAACAAAAGCGCCAGGUUCAGCCUACACCUGUAAAAACAAAGAAAGUUCCAAGCCAAAAACCUAGUCCAGUACCUUCCCAGAGUCUACCUGAGUCAAGAAUGCCAUCACCAUCUGCUUCACCAACACCAUCCAUAAAAAGUACCAAUUAA